UCGCGGAAUAGUUCGACUGCCAAGGAAGAGGAACAGCGGCUUUUUGAAGCCUCCCCUGUUGUUGAUGCCUUCCCCGACAAUUCCUUCGCAAUAGUGGUGCGGCGUCUACUCCACAGUUGCCUACAAGCCUGCCCAUACACGAAGGAUAUCAGCAUCGAGCUUGUCAAGUCCGGAAAGCUGCGCCUCCCACUGUUCUACUCCGGUCCGAAGACCAGGUACUCCAUGAACUGGCGUUUUGGUAUCGCUGCUCGGGCUGACCCCUGCGUUCACGAUCACCAUCUGUCCCUGGAUGAGGUCAUGAGGAAUCUGGACAUGGAGGUCGAUACCGCAGAGGAGGACGUUGUUUUCCUUACCGCCUUGGAUCUGUUCGCCGGCCUUAUGUCCCAACUUCCCUCUGGCCUCUUCGCAGUGACGUCCAAGAACCCCCUUAAGCGUCAGAAGAAGUCAUGGGAGCGCCUGCGGCAGAUCUACGAUGCGGACAACCCAGAGGGCGUGCGCGCCGUGAUCGCCAUCGAAAACGGCAAGAAGAAGCUAGCGGACGAGUCGAGGAAGCGCAGACGGGUUGAGGAUGAGGACGUCAAGGUGAGGAUAGCGACCAGUGGCCUGGAGCCCGGAGGCGUUGCAGGCACGAAGGGGGACGAGAAGGAAUUGGCAGCCCCCACCCGAAGGACUGACUGGCUCGCUCACCUUCCUCGGAGCAUGAAGCAGGAUUUACAAAGCACCUAA
Gaeumannomyces tritici R3-111a-1 is the source of this 726-nucleotide messenger RNA. RefSeq lists its product as hypothetical. The record is from RefSeq and is a predicted model, not a curated record. The transcript is spliced from 3 exons. Lineage: Eukaryota; Fungi; Ascomycota; Sordariomycetes; Magnaporthales; Magnaporthaceae. The coding region runs from base 223 to 726 and encodes 167 amino acids.